CAGGAUCCCCUCUGUCCAGAAGAGCCACCUGCUCGGCCUGUCCCUCACUUGCUGCUGGGACCAUGGGGGCUGGGGCUAGUGCCGAGGAGAAGCAUUCCAGGGAGCUGGAGAAGAAGCUGAAAGAGGAUGCUGAGAAGGACGCUCGGACAGUGAAACUGCUGCUUCUGGGUGCUGGUGAGUCCGGGAAGAGCACCAUCGUCAAGCAGAUGAAGAUUAUCCACCAGGACGGGUACUCCCUGGAGGAGUGCCUGGAGUUCAUCGCCAUCAUCUACGGCAACACGCUGCAGUCCAUCCUGGCCAUCGUGCGCGCCAUGACCACGCUCAACAUCCAGUACGGAGACUCAGCGCGCCAGGACGACGCCCGGAAGCUGAUGCACAUGGCAGACACCAUCGAGGAGGGCACGAUGCCCAAGGAGAUGUCAGACAUCAUCCAGCGGCUGUGGAAGGACUCGGGCAUCCAGGCCUGCUUCGAUCGCGCCUCUGAGUACCAGCUCAACGACUCGGCGGGCUACUACCUCUCGGACCUGGAGCGCCUGGUGACCCCGGGUUACGUGCCCACCGAGCAGGACGUGCUGCGCUCGCGGGUCAAGACCACCGGGAUCAUCGAGACGCAGUUCUCCUUCAAGGACCUCAACUUCCGGAUGUUCGACGUGGGCGGGCAGCGCUCGGAGCGCAAGAAGUGGAUCCACUGUUUCGAGGGCGUGACCUGCAUCAUCUUCAUCGCUGCGCUGAGCGCCUACGACAUGGUGCUUGUGGAGGACGACGAAGUGAACCGCAUGCACGAGAGCCUGCACCUGUUCAACAGCAUCUGUAACCACCGCUACUUCGCCACCACGUCCAUCGUGCUCUUCCUCAACAAGAAGGAUGUCUUCUCGGAGAAGAUCAAGAAGGCGCACCUCAGCAUCUGCUUCCCAGACUACGACGGGCCCAACACGUACGAGGACGCGGGCAACUACAUCAAGGUGCAGUUCCUGGAGCUCAACAUGCGGCGCGACGUGAAGGAGAUCUACUCCCACAUGACGUGCGCCACGGACACGCAGAACGUCAAGUUUGUCUUCGACGCUGUCACCGACAUCAUCAUCAAAGAGAACCUCAAAGACUGCGGCCUCUUCUGAGGUGCCUGAACGCCUGCGUGUCCCUUGCCCUGAGACGCUGUACCCCUAGCUGCCUCAUAGCCCCAGGCCCCAGCCACUAUCAACCCUCCAGGACCCCUGGGCCCACACCUGCCGCCCCUCUAAACGCAGUCCCAAACGUCUGAGCCCUGAGCCUCUCGGCACAGACCCUCCCACUUGUCCUCUGGCCCAGCAGUGCCCGUCACUGCUGGCUACUCUGGCCUCUUCGACCCAUAGUAGUCAGCCCCAGCGAGGACACAGCAGGACUCAAGGCCACGGGAGCUCACAGUGACUCAGCAGUGGCCAUCUGACCAAUCUCCUGCAGUCCUCUUGCCCCUGGAGCCCGACUCACCUGGUAGGUCUGGGUUCACCAAGUAGCCCUCCCUCCCCCAGCUGCAGAGAGGGUUUGCAGUGUCUGUCCCUCCCCCACUCUGCCCGGUCCAGCCCUGCCACCUCCAUGUGACAAGUCUGACAUUUGCCUACCCAUGGCCAGCAACUGUCCCUCCCCAUAGCUUCGAGGGUCCAAAGUCCAAGCUAGCUCUGGUUUGUGCAGCCCCCACACAGAUAAAUUAGUGACUGGGGAGGUGGAUCUGGGAACCCCUAGACGUUAGGGGAGACACAAGCUGGACCCUCCCUCUGAAUACCAGUCUCGGAUGCCCCUCUUCGCCCUCCAGAUCUUGCCCCUCGGUCCUUGGAUCCCAGUCUGUGCCCCUCCUCACCCACCCGCACACAGUACUCUGGGACGACUGGCCAAGUGGAUGGUGUGUUGAGGGAGGGUACUAUUGACGUCAGCUGUGCCCAAUAGUCAAGCUGCCCUGAGGGGUGGCUGGGGCAGAGUCCAGCUCCUAUUGAUCAGCCCCAGGCAGAAGGUGUAGAGUAGGCUGGAGCCCAGGCUGUUCCCAAAGGAAUCUACCUCCUGUGGGUUACAGGCAAACGCAAGAGACUCUUCUUGUCCCUGCCAGGAGUUUCACCCUCUCCAUUCAGGGCCCGUUCCUUAGUGAGGGCCAAGCUUGAGCUGUCAGGGACAGGGGUUUACGUCUGCUCCCUGCUUCCUCAUCAAGCACUGGGUCUUUGCUGCUUAUGCCCAUGGGCCGGGGCUGUGCGGCAGCUGGGGGCAAGGAACUUCCAUCUGGCAAAGCACAAGCCACACUUCCCGUAGGUCCACAGAUUCAGCAAUAAACCUUUGC
Molecule: messenger RNA, 2299 nt
Organism: Chinchilla lanigera (long-tailed chinchilla)
Lineage: Eukaryota; Metazoa; Chordata; Mammalia; Rodentia; Chinchillidae
Gene: Gnat1
Product: guanine nucleotide binding protein (G protein), alpha transducing activity polypeptide 1
Exons: 9
Coding region: 63-1115 (350 amino acids)
Biological process (GO): adenylate cyclase-modulating G protein-coupled receptor signaling pathway
Cellular component (GO): heterotrimeric G-protein complex
Molecular function (GO): GTP binding; G-protein beta/gamma-subunit complex binding; GTPase activity
Source: RefSeq, a predicted model, not a curated record